Neospora caninum is the source of this 633-nucleotide messenger RNA. RefSeq lists its product as hypothetical. The coding region runs from base 1 to 633 and encodes 210 amino acids. Lineage: Eukaryota; Apicomplexa; Conoidasida; Eucoccidiorida; Sarcocystidae. The transcript is spliced from 2 exons. The record is from RefSeq and is a predicted model, not a curated record.
AUGGCCGGAGACGCGUGCACCGCCGCUGCGCCCGCUGUCCCGCCAGCUGCUUCGCUGCAGCAGUCGGGGAAUGCGCGCCAAAACGCUUCUGUUUGCGGUGCCAAGACACCGGGAUACCUCGACCUCGUUGGCCACAGCUUAAAGGCGACGUCGAUGGACCACGGCAUGCAGUACAGCUCCAUCUACUGGGAAACCAGUCACCGAACCUACCUCCCUUUCUGGGCCUCUCUCACCCAAAAAUUCUCAUGGAAAAUCAUGGACGACCAGAUUCGGUCGGCGCUUCGCCUGCCGAAGCCCGUGACCAGUGAACCGUUUGUCUUUUCCUCGGGAUCGCCGUAUCUUCGGAAAUACUUUGGCGACGCUGACCUCUCGGUGCCCGUUCCGCUGCAAGCGCCGGCGCACUUCGCCUUCGUGCCGACGGGGACGCGCGCUCCGUGGGAGGACGUGGCCCAGGAGACCGGCCCACAGGCAGCUGCGGCUCGAGGCGCUGCGGCGACGGCGUUCAGAGCCGUGUUGGAAAGUGCGUGGAAAUGCGACAUGGACGAGCAGCUGAAGCAAAAAAUGCAGGCGCAUACGACUGCCUUCCACCAGUCCGGGUCCACUGGCGGUUGCCCCAUCCCCACUGAGUUCUGA